Molecule: messenger RNA, 1360 nt
Organism: Raphanus sativus (radish)
Lineage: Eukaryota; Viridiplantae; Streptophyta; Magnoliopsida; Brassicales; Brassicaceae
Product: hsp70 nucleotide exchange factor fes1
Exons: 6
Coding region: 122-1216 (364 amino acids)
Molecular function (GO): protein binding
Source: RefSeq, a predicted model, not a curated record
CACGGCCAUACGAAAAUAUCUCCGUGUUCGUGUAAUAAAUUAGUAACAUUCUCUUUCGAUCUCCAUCUUCCACAAUUAUCCGUUUCUGAGUUUUUUUUUCCCUUCGUUUGAAGAAACGUAAAUGGCGAACAAUGGACCCAGCUGGGACGGAUUGCUCAAAUGGAGCCUCUCCCAUUCCGAUGGCGCUUCCCCUUCCCGCCCUUUGAGUGAGGAAGAUCGACAAUGGUUCAUGGAAGCAAUGCAAGGACAUACGAUCGAUUCAAUUUCUCGUAUGAAACAAAUAUCUCAAAUCAUGAAAAUGCCUGAUCACCUCUUGGAUUCUCAAGGAGUCACAACAGACGAUCUUGAAGGAAUGUUGGAUGAGUUGCAAGAACACGUCGAGUCAAUCGAUUUAGCCAAUGAUCUUCAUCCCAUUGGAGGUUUGGUCCCACUCCUUAGCUAUCUUAAGAACUCUAACGCCAAGAUCCGAGCAAAAGCAGCUGAUGUUCUGACCACGGUUGUCCAAAACAAUCCUCGUAGCCAGCAGCUUGUUAUGGAAGCAAAUGGCUUCGAGCCCUUGUUAACAAACUUUACUACUGAUCCGGACGUUAGAGUCAGGACCAAAGCCCUCGGUGCUUUAUCUUCUCUUAUCCGUCACAACCAACAAGGGAUUACAGCUUUCCGCCUAGCUAAUGGUUACGCUGGCCUGCGGGACGCACUGGUCUCUGAUACCGUUAGAUUUCAAAGGAAAGCGUUGAAUUUGAUUCACUAUCUUCUCCAAGAAAGCAACUCAGACUGUAGAAUCGUUAGGGACCUUGGAUUCCCUCGCAUAAUGAUCCACCUAGCAUCCAACCAAGACCUUGAAGUCCGUGAAUUCGCUCUUCGUGGUCUCCUAGAGCUUACCCGUGAAGAAUCCGAGAGAAACCUCGACAGAGCGGAUGUGAAUCUAAGACAGCUUCUCGAAGAGAGAACAAGAAGAAUCAUUGCCAUGUCGGAUGAAGAUCUUUGUGCGGCUAGAGAAGAAAGAGAGCUAGUGGAUAUCCUUUGGACCGUGUGUUACGAUGAACCGUCUCUUCUAAGAGCGAGAGGUCUGGUCUACCUCCCGUGUGAUGACGAGAUGGCUCCUGAUGUUGUUAGAGACCGCUUUGAACCUCCGCUAAGGGCUUGGGCUGCAAGACGAGAUGAUGAAAUGAAUGAACCACCGGUUCCACUUCUUCUUGGUCCUCCUGCUCAGUGAUCUCAUUGCUAUGGGCCUUUGAUCCCAUCACAAAUAAAACUGUGUGGAACAGUUAUUUCAAAUGUUCUACCGUUUCUCUGUUCAGUUCUGCCAAGACUAUAUUACAAUCUAUUUCAGAUAUUGAGAGAACAUCGACCAUAUCAA